This is a messenger RNA of Trypanosoma grayi, 1425 nucleotides long. RefSeq lists its product as hypothetical. NCBI's taxonomy places the organism in Eukaryota, Euglenozoa, Kinetoplastea, Trypanosomatida, Trypanosomatidae. The record is from RefSeq and is a predicted model, not a curated record. The transcript has a single exon. The coding region runs from base 1 to 1425 and encodes 474 amino acids.
AUGGCGAAGGAGGAGGCAAGGCGCGAACGCAUGUAUUUGCUGGCGGAGCAGAGUGCUGGAUUGAACAGUAGUUUCAGUGGAUCCUCCGUGUCUUGCCGCAGCUCGCAGUUGCCAGACCGCCACCAGCAGCAACAACAACAGCAGAUGUUUAAGCCUCACAUCACGGAGUACGCAAAGCGGCUGCGACGACCGGGAAACGUUGUGGAUCGUUUGCUGGUCGAGGGCUCGUGCAGAAGACGAGCAGAGCAGGGCGAGUCGUGCUCGUUUGCGCCACGCGUAGCCCCAGCAUCGACGGAGAUAUCCAAAAACUUCUAUACUGACCCCAAUGUAUUGGUCCACGAACGCUUGUACCGUAACAAGGUAUCCAAGUCCAGCGAAAUGCGGCGAAAACAACUCAUCAGCGAGGCGGAAGGUGAACUGACAGGCAUCCCCCGCAUUAGCGAGACAUCUCGCAUUAUUAUGGAGCGCAAGCGGGCUGAAGAGACAGAGUUGCAACAGAGCCCGGCGGGGCGGCUUCAUUACAUUGGUGGCGUGGCGACCCAGAAUGGCAAGGAGAAGCCCCAGUCUCGUGGAGCGAAGGAAAAUAAUGAGGAGGAGGGGUGUACAUUCCAGCCACGCAUCAAUACAGUGUCAGAGAGGAUGUGGCGGCGCCAGUUGCAGCUGUUGCAGGAGGACGGGUAUGCGCGGACGGCCGCGGAGGCGAGGGAACUCCUCUGGCGUCGCUCACAAAAGCGCAUGGAAACAGAGAUACAACGGCGGCGUGAGUUGGAGGCCACAAAGGAGAUGACGGAAUGCACGUUUCGGCCCAGAGUGGGGCGCUCUCCAGAGCGCCACAUUGAACGCGGGCUGUCGGUGUCGGAGCGUAACGAGCGGUGGCGGCAGCAACGCGAGCGUCGGCUGCGCCAAGUCAAGCAGGAGCUCGAGCGCACGCAGCUGUCUGAGUGCUCCUUUCACCCCACUGUCGACCCGCUGUUCCCGCUGCCCGUACAAGACGCGGCGCCGGUCUCCGGCUACGAGGCGCACGUCCUCCGACAGGAGAAGUCGCGCCGGCGCAAGCACGAGGCGGAGGAGUGGUGGCGGCCGAAGAAGCGGGUGGAAAACCGCAAUGCGCUUGGCAAGGCGCUGAGCUCCUCUUCUCCACACCAGCGGUGGCAACAACAAGAAGAGAAAGAGCGGCAGUAUUGGGACGGCUCCCGUUCGCUUUCCUCACCCCUCAGCCGUGAGGCAUCCUCUUCGGAUGUGGAAUCGACGCAGUUUGUUGUGUAUCAGGCCCCGUCGUGUGUCAGCUCAGUGCCACCGCGCUCCUCGUCGCUGACGCCGCAGCACAGCGGUGUCGGUGCGAUGGUGCAGAGCGUCAAGCCAAGCCCCGUGGAUUUUAUCAUUAAUCACCACCGUGCGAUUGUGGAGUCUGCGCGGCGGCGCUGA